UCUGUGGGUGAUGUGUUUCUCUGCAUCAACUUGCCGAUCUCGGGGUCCAAAUGCUCCAUUGGCGACCAAAUCACCUGGAUUGGCUGGAGAAUCUCCUUUGACUCAUGGACCGUGGAGUUGCCUGAUGAAAAGAUUCAUCGCAUCCUUGACCAGAUCACCUCGUUGUGCCCGCAGAAGCGGAUCAAAAUCAAGGACCUUGAAUCCAUUAUUGGACGUCUUCUCUGGCUGACUGGCCUUUGGCGCCUGCUGCGUCCCCUGCUCCAGCCACUUUACACUGCCCUUCGCGACAUACCUUGCACCAUUGUGGCUGUGUCGCCGCAGCUGUGGACUCAGGUUUCGCGCUGGGAAUACUGCAAUCUCUUCCCUGGCGACUCUGAUCACCCACUUCGAUGUCUCUCCCCGCCGUCCAUUUCUGCUCUGCAGUCCUGGGCGGCCAUCUUGAGCUCCACACCCUGUGUCUUCAACAUCAAGCAAGCUCCGUUGCUGCAUCUGGUGGCUGAAGCAGAUGCCUUUGCGGAUGAGGUUAAGCAAUUCUUUCCAUCCCUGGAGGGUUCGCUACAGCCUCACAUCUGUGCGCUUGAGCUUCUCGCUCAAUACUGCCUUCUCUGGAUGGCUUCGGAGAUGGUGCCACGGGCACGUCAUCAGCUGACCAUACCCAUGCGCUCCGACAACUCCGGUGCGGAACUUGCAUCAGUGAAAGGGAUGUCUUCAGUCAAGAUCCUGGGUGAGGUCCUCCUUGCAUUUCUUGACUUUCAGCGCAGGAAUGGCUUGCAUGCCUCUGUGGAGCACAUCCCUGGCUACAGGAAUGACCUUGCUGAUGAGCUCAGUCGUCUUCGAGAUGCAGUUUCUCCAUUGACUGAGAAGGAUCGUCUGCAUUCACCUCUACACUUCCUGCUGCGCUCGGCAGGUAGAGUUUGUCGCCCGGAUGCGGCCAAAUGGCCUAAGCCUUGGCGCUGA
This is a messenger RNA of Symbiodinium sp. CCMP2456, 957 nucleotides long. NCBI's taxonomy places the organism in Eukaryota, Dinophyceae, Suessiales, Symbiodiniaceae. The record is from the annotation of a GenBank genome assembly.